Messenger RNA from Homo sapiens (human), 1699 nucleotides. It is a transcript of the gene MRPL11, whose product is annotated as mitochondrial ribosomal protein L11. The transcript is spliced from 6 exons. NCBI's taxonomy places the organism in Eukaryota, Metazoa, Chordata, Mammalia, Primates, Hominidae. Gene Ontology annotation, cellular component: mitochondrial inner membrane; ribosome; mitochondrion. The coding region runs from base 95 to 640 and encodes 181 amino acids. The record is from RefSeq and is marked reviewed. Gene Ontology annotation, molecular function: structural constituent of ribosome. Gene Ontology annotation, biological process: translation.
GUGAGGACCCUUGACCUCUGGCCCAAGAUGGUGGCGCCCAGAGCUUCGCUCUUGCUGCUCCCCUGAGGUGAACUGAAGCCAGCAGCCCCGCAUCAUGUCAAAGCUCGGCCGGGCCGCCCGGGGCCUCAGGAAGCCCGAGGUCGGCGGUGUGAUCCGGGCGAUCGUGCGGGCAGGCCUGGCCAUGCCCGGGCCCCCACUAGGCCCAGUGCUGGGUCAGAGAGGCGUUUCCAUCAACCAGUUUUGCAAGGAGUUCAAUGAGAGGACAAAGGACAUCAAGGAAGGCAUUCCUCUGCCUACCAAGAUUUUAGUGAAGCCUGACAGGACAUUUGAAAUUAAGAUUGGACAGCCCACUGUUUCCUACUUCCUGAAGGCAGCAGCUGGGAUUGAAAAGGGGGCCCGGCAAACAGGGAAAGAGGUGGCAGGCCUGGUGACCUUGAAGCAUGUGUAUGAGAUUGCCCGCAUCAAAGCUCAGGAUGAGGCAUUUGCCCUGCAGGAUGUACCCCUGUCGUCUGUUGUCCGCUCCAUCAUCGGGUCUGCCCGUUCUCUGGGCAUUCGCGUGGUGAAGGAACGUUGUUCUGCAAAUGUUCUAAGAAAUGGAAAGAUCUCCAUGAAGGAUCCAAGUGGGAGAAGUUCAGUGUGACCUGGGUCUGUCGUCCUAGAGCCUCAGUUCAGAAGAGCUUGCAGCUUUCCAGAAGGAACGAGCCAUCUUCCUGGCUGCUCAGAAGGAGGCAGAUUUGGCUGCCCAAGAAGAAGCUGCCAAGAAGUGACCCUUGCCCCACCAACUCCCAGAUUUCAAAGGAGGUAGUUGCAAAAGCUGUGCCCAAGGGGAGGAAGGAGGUCACACCAAUAUGAUGAUGGUUUUCAUGACUUUGAAUGAUAUAUUUUUGUACAUCUAGCUGUAUCGAGGCAUCAGGCCUGAAUAAACAUCCUUUCUUACCCACUGUCAUCUUCUAUCUUGGGACCUCAGGGAAGGGAACCAGUACUGGUGGUAGCCAAUAUGGGCAGACAUUAGGAAAUUGGGGUCUUCAUACUGCUUCUCAGAUGUGCAAACUGAGGUUCAGCCAAGCAAAGUAACUUGCCCAGGUCCUUUUUUUUCUUUUUUAAGUUAUAAUUUUGUUUUAUUGCCCAGGUUCUGAAUUGGUGCCAGAGGUAGGAAUAGAACCCAGGCCUUCUCAUUUGAAAUCCUGUGUUCUUCCCCUCCCCAGGGUGGGAACUAUGGUUGCUAGGGCUGAGGUGUAUUGCUUACUUCUUCCAUCAAAAAUCUCUUUUAUCUCUGAACAACUUGCCACCUCUGCAGAAACAAGUCCCUGUGGAGAUCUCAGUUCAGCCCCAGGCAGGGUUACUACAUGGAGUACCCAGAUCCCAGGGGCUACUUCAGGCCCUUCUACUAAGCUCCUGACCCUGGCUCUGGGUCAGAUGUUGGCUGAACAUGAACUAUUGUAGGGCUGACAGCUACAGACCACAGAAAGAGCAAAGCUUCAGUAGGUUCCUGCCUGAUGGAGAAGUCCUCGGGAAGCCCUUGGCCUUCUAUUUCCUCAUUGUCCUUUCAGAGAAGAGAGCAGGAGUUGGGGGAGAAAGGAGAUUCGCAUUUACUGACCAUCUGUUAUGUGCUAGACACUUCAUUUUACACUGAGAAAAUAUGGAAAGCAUAGAUAAACACCUAAAAGAAAAUAAAAACCUCAUGUUAUCCCACCACCCA